CCAGUUCUAGCUAAAGAUAAUCAGUUGUUUUCUGAAACCUCCAGCGAUCGUAUCAAAUAACAAUAAUAUUAUCUUUACUCAGAAAAAAUGAAGAGCUUCCUGUUUGUUUUGUUCGCUUUUUUGGCUGUUUUCGCUUUUGUUCAAGCCGAUGACUGCAAAAUUGAUGGUCAUGUUGUAAAAGUGGGAGAAACUUACUCUUUGCCCGGCAAGUGUUCAGAAAUUAAAUGUAAUGGACCUGAUUCUUUUACUGCCAAAACUUGCCCUCCGGAACAAAGCUUGAAAACCUGCAAAUUAAUACCUCAAGACAAUACCAAACCUUUUCCUGAAUGUUGUCCCCGUCAUGAAUGUUAAACUUUAAAUUUGUAUUCAGUUAUUUUGUCAAUAUAAACAAAAGAAAAUAAACAUAUAUUUAUACAAAAAA
Messenger RNA from Lucilia sericata (common green bottle fly), 421 nucleotides. RefSeq names its product la1-like protein 13. The transcript has 3 exons. NCBI's taxonomy places the organism in Eukaryota, Metazoa, Arthropoda, Insecta, Diptera, Calliphoridae. The record is from RefSeq and is a predicted model, not a curated record. The coding region runs from base 88 to 351 and encodes 87 amino acids.